AUGCUGCAAUUAGUGCAAGACAUGAAUAACGGGAAGGAGAAAGACGUUAACGUUUCACAGCAGGAGCGUCGAGAAAUAACAAGACCGUAUUUGUUAACUUACAAACAAGAUGGCGGUGGUUGUGGUUAUCACAGGAUGUUUUAUCCAUGCUAUAUUGACCUUGGGAAAGCAGCUAGGGAGUUAUUCACAAAGGGAUACAAUUUUGGCUCCCUACGAGUAGACACAUGUUCGAGAUCAGGAGAAAAUCAGGAAGUCGAGUUUUCUAGUGCCGCUGUACACACUAUUGCUACAGGAAAACUUGCUGGAAAUUUCGACGUCAAAUAUCGUAUACCUUCGUAUGGUGUGGUUCUGACGGAGAAAUGGAAUACGGAAAAUUUAUUGGGUACAAUUGUCGAAAUACAGGACCGCUUCGCUCGUGGUUUGAAACUUACGCUAGACUCGUGGUAUGCGCCACAUAAUGGCAAGCGAUCAGGUCGGGUGAAAGCUGAGUGGGUGAACAGGAAUGUUACGUGUAAUCUUGAUGUUGGUUUGGAUACCGGUCCUCAGAUCAGUUUUUCUGGGGUCACUGGUUUGCAUGGGUGGUUGAUGGGAGUACAGAGCGCAUUUGACGUUUCGAGCAGUCAGCUCAAGAGCCUUAGCUUCGCAUUUGGAAGAGUAGGAACAGAUUAUGUUUUGCAUUCAUAUGUGAACGAUGCACGAGAAUUCGGUGUGGGAAAACUGAUUUCGAGACCUGGUAAUGUGAUGACCAGCAUAACGCUUCGAGGGGCUUUAAAGAAUUUGGAAAUUGGUGCUAUGUUUAGCUGGAUGACGGGUGAACCAGGCGCUCGUUUCGGUUUGGCAAUGAAGUACUGUCCCACACAUGAUCUAGAAUUGAAAGCUAAAGUCGGCCAUGACUCAAAACUUGCUUUUGCACUCACGCAUCACCUCUCAAAACGGUUGAAUUUGACGCUUUCAUCACAGUUCGGAAUGGCAUCUUUCACUGAAGGACAUAAAUAUGGAAUUGGCUUGAACUUCCAUCCAUGUUGUUGA
Messenger RNA from Loa loa (African eye worm), 1029 nucleotides. RefSeq lists its product as hypothetical. Gene Ontology annotation, biological process: monoatomic anion transmembrane transport. The transcript has 9 exons. Bases 1 to 1029 code for a protein of 342 amino acids. Gene Ontology annotation, cellular component: mitochondrial outer membrane. The record is from RefSeq and is a predicted model, not a curated record. Gene Ontology annotation, molecular function: voltage-gated monoatomic anion channel activity. Lineage: Eukaryota; Metazoa; Nematoda; Chromadorea; Rhabditida; Onchocercidae.